Molecule: messenger RNA, 641 nt
Organism: Lycium ferocissimum
Lineage: Eukaryota; Viridiplantae; Streptophyta; Magnoliopsida; Solanales; Solanaceae
Product: NADH dehydrogenase [ubiquinone] 1 beta subcomplex subunit 7
Exons: 2
Coding region: 39-353 (104 amino acids)
Cellular component (GO): mitochondrion
Source: RefSeq, a predicted model, not a curated record
UCUCCAAAUCGAGGAAAUUUGCAGUUCCAAUCGCAAAAAUGGAGGUACCAGGUUCAUCCAAAAAAAUGAUAGCAACACAAACAGAAUUAGUUGAAAACAAAGUACCAUUAGCAUAUCGUGAUCAAUGUGCACAUCUUUUAAUCCCUUUAAACAAAUGUCGUCAAUCUGAAUUUUACCUACCAUGGAAAUGUGAAGACGAACGUCAUGUUUAUGAAAAGUGUGCUUAUGAACUUGUUAUGGAACGUAUGCUUCAAAUGAAACAGAUCCGUGAAAAUGAAGCCCGAUCCAAACAGAAAAACCCGGCCCAAGCCCAACAAGGGAUUCCUCUUAUCCCUAAAACUGCUAAUGCUUAGGGUUUUCUUAUCAUCUAGGUGUUUACUUGUAGGGAGAACCUGCACAAAAUCAUGUUAGCUCCAUCUGAAUUCAACUUUGGCUUACUAUUUUGACAGGGAGAUGAAAAAUUACCAAGAGGUCUCCAGAAACCCAGAGCAUUGUCAAGUACUAGGUGGUGGAUUUAUAUUUGAAGUUGAUUUCUGUUGAGUGAUAAAAGAUGGUGGACUCAUUGAACCUCUACCUGAAUGCAAAUAAUGUUUUCAACAGAGUUUAUGCUAUUCUAAGACCAGUUUGUCAUUUUGCUUAAA